AUGCACAAGCACUGCAUAAUGGUAGAAUAUUUCGGCAUUAGCUUUGCCCCUAAUUCCAGAUCUAAGCGCUGCAGUGCAUCAGUUCACCUCAAGGGGUCCCUUGGCAGGAAAAAGAAUGAGCCGCCUGGCGGGGAGAUGCAGCAACGGAAUCAUGGAUUCACUGCGGCAUCGAGGAAAGAUCGGCGGCCCGCGAGUCUCUUCGUCGCCUCUCGAGGCAAGACUCUGAUGAAGGGAAUCGAACAUGGCUCUGCUCUCUGGGAAGAUGCCGAGAGGCGGACUAGAAGACCACAGAAAAUCUCAAAGGAUAUUAGCAUGCACGGAGAUAUCAUUCUCCGACCCAUUCGCGAUCUAUACUUUCUUCCAUCGCCAUAUUUCUUCAUGGACGCAUGUGACCUAUACCCACCUCCUAACAUAGAUUCCGCACCCCGUAUUCCUCAAUGGCACACAAUGCUUCAUGUAAAUGCUGGUAAGGGGUAUCCUGACACUACAGACAGGCUUCCUGUUAGGCUGAUGAUAUUGUCUCAGACUGUCUAUGACCUGGGAAGAGACAACCUGCUGUGGUAA
Aspergillus niger is the source of this 564-nucleotide messenger RNA. RefSeq lists its product as hypothetical. The coding region runs from base 1 to 564 and encodes 187 amino acids. NCBI's taxonomy places the organism in Eukaryota, Fungi, Ascomycota, Eurotiomycetes, Eurotiales, Aspergillaceae. The transcript has 5 exons. The record is from RefSeq and is a predicted model, not a curated record.